AUGGCGGCCUCACGAUCCACUUCGUCCAAAUUAAACCAUGUCCAUUUGAACGGCCGAACUUUGGAAGGAGGUGGUCAGCUGGUUCGCAUCGCUAUCGGGCUGUCUGCAUUGACUGGUCGUCCAGUUAGCAUUGAUCAUGUUCGCGGGAACAGAGAGGGAAAGAAGGGGCUUAAGAGAUCUCACGCCGCGGCAGUGAAGCUGUUGGCCGAGAUCAGCGGCAGCAAAGUAUCAGGAGGCGAGGUUGGCUCCCAGUCCUUGAACUUCUUUCCACAAUCAACAAGAUCAAAAAGCGGACCGCUCUUGGACUUGUCGCGAGUGAAUGUAAAAUCUGAAUACGAUAUCAAGCUCACGACUGCUGGUGCCAUCUUUCUCGUGUUCCAGGCCCUCUACCCGUAUCUACUUCAUGUUGGAUCGCAGGCGUCGGCUCCCUUUGUGAAAGUGAACAUAACUGGUGGAACCAAUGCUACUUAUUCUCCAUCAUAUGAUUAUGCAUCACAAGUUAUCGUGCCCAAUUUUGCCAAGCUUGGACUUCCUCCCCUGUCCAUUAUCCUUAAUAAGCGCGGCUGGACCACAGGGCCAGUUGAUCUUGGAGCAAUUGAUAUCACGGUGCUAGCACCUGACCAGCCCACCCUAAACGCCGACGCAGAAGAAGGCACGGGGAGUACUCUUCGCCAGUUUAUUGAACAAGUUACCCGACGUACUCUUCGACGUGAAAUGAAGAAGCUGGAUCCGUCUAUAUUUGCUAAACGCUCUAAUUCGGCUUUAUCCGAAGGGGACUCGCUCAGCAAAUUGUCAGCCAAAAACGCAUUAGUUCCCAUCACAAUACACACAUCGGAAGCUACAACUCACCGCAGCCAUGUGUACAUCCUUCUUGUUGCACAUACUUCCUCGGGGUUCAGAAUAGGCCACGAUAUUCUCGGCAGCAUGGGAGGCGAUCGCCUGUCUAAGCCAAAGAACAAAGGGAAACAAAAGCAACAGCCAGCUCGUGACCCUCGACGAGAUUCACAAAAUUCACAAAAUGAAAUAGCAUUUUCUGCAGCAGCAGAUCUAGUCCGCCGAUGUGUGGAUGGAUUCAUCGGGGAAAUCUCAAACGAGAGUCCCAAUGCCCAGCCAGACCAGAAAUCUGAUUCCAACGUCAAGAGAUCUUGUCUAGACAGCUACAUGAGAGAUCAGAUUGUUGUGUUCGAGGCACUCGGAGAGGCCUGUAGCGCAGGUGGACAUGAUGCUGAAACAACGGACACUGAAACUUUGGAAGACGAGCGAGAUUGGACACUCCACACGAAGACCGCACAAUGGGUGUGCCGGCAGAUUUUGAAUGUAUAG
Molecule: messenger RNA, 1323 nt
Organism: Penicillium crustosum
Lineage: Eukaryota; Fungi; Ascomycota; Eurotiomycetes; Eurotiales; Aspergillaceae
Product: putative RNA 3'-terminal phosphate cyclase
Exons: 2
Coding region: 1-1323 (440 amino acids)
Biological process (GO): RNA processing
Cellular component (GO): nucleus
Molecular function (GO): RNA-3'-phosphate cyclase activity
Source: RefSeq, a predicted model, not a curated record